Peniophora sp. CBMAI 1063 is the source of this 1707-nucleotide messenger RNA. NCBI's taxonomy places the organism in Eukaryota, Fungi, Basidiomycota, Agaricomycetes, Russulales, Peniophoraceae. The record is from the annotation of a GenBank genome assembly.
AUGUUCAGAUCGCAUCUCUAUCGCCUUCACUCCUUCGCUCGCCUAGAGCCCCUUAACCCCGACGCUGCUUGUUUUGCGCCGGACUGCUCGACCGAGUACAAGGGCAGCGUCUUCCUACACGACCAUCUUGAUGGCUGGUACAUCGGCCGCGGCCUACCCGGCAUCCCGUGCGAUGUCCCCAUUCUCGACGAGAAGGUUGCCACAAGCUCCAUCCAUGCCGUUAUCUAUCGCAUCAAGCGACAGAAUGGAGACUGGAAGGUGUACUUGAAGGCCCUCUCUAGGACCUCCACGACCUGGGUCAACUCUCGGGAUGUAGCUGAGGGUGAGGUCGUGGAGCUUCAUGACUCCGCUGAGAUAUGGUUGGGCUAUAUUGACGGACAGACUUCCUCCGGUAUCCGGUAUCUCGAUCUGUAUUCCCGGCGGUCUUUCUUGCGUGACAACGUUUUCGAGAUGACUCUUGGUUCGGGAGCAUUUGGCGAGGUCCAUAAAGUACACAGUCGGUCAGCCCCACACCUGAAGUCUGCCGUCAAGGUCUUGGAUUUUGGACGACGCGGCGGCGUUUCGGAGUGGGAUGCGAAGGUGGAAAUUGCGAUCGUCAAGGAUCUUCUAAACCACAAUCAUCAGCAUAUUGUGCCUCUAUUUUCGAUACACGAUGAUGAAGACCAUGCGGAAAUGUACAUGUACACGAUGGAGUUUCUUCCCUACGGUGAUUUACAUCACGUUCUGGAGAGCCGCCCCCAGUUCCUAAACCUUGACGAGAUAUUUGUCGUUAUGCUUCAACUUCUCUCUGCGCUGUCCUGCUUGCACAAUAUGGGCAUUGUACACCGUGACGUGAAACUUCUCAAUAUUCUCGUCAAGUCAAGUUCACCGUGGUGGAUACUUCUUGCGGACUUUGGUACUGCCAAGCGAAUCUCAGCGACGUACUGUGGCAGUGAGGUCACGAAGUCUACGGUGGGCACCAGGCACUAUGUCGCGCCUGAGGUUACACUGGAUCCUCAGGGAUAUGGUUCUUCUGCAGACGUGUAUUCCUCCGGCGUCGCCAUGUUUCUCAUGCUACAAGGGGAACUUGAUCUCUCCCCCUAUCGGUUUUCAAACCCGCCGGUGACCUUCCGCGAUCACGUCAAAUACCGCUCUAUCGCUUGGGAUCGUCUCCAGCAUCGCGAUCUGGACACCACAGUGAAUGGUCGGAAAGCUUUGAAGCUUGUGCGGGGCCUGUUAGAGACGAAUCCCCGCGACCGCUUCAAGAUUUCGAAAGCUAUAUCUCAGCUGCGGGGCACCCCGAUUGUCGAAUCUCGCGAUCUCGCGGGAAACAAGACCCAACCGGGUAUAUCCCCUUCGCUGCGACGGCUCUGUGAAGCAAUGGGGGCUGCCAUGCAGGACGCUGCCGCCAUGGAUCUUACAUCCGACCAGGAUCUCUGCGAGGUCGUCAAUGUGGGAAACGGUCGUGCUGUCCCCGUUACCGCUCUUCCUCCAGUGCAGGUCCGGCCCCAACCGCGCCCGCGCAACGUCAAGCGUAUAGCCUGUGCGACUGCGCUCCCAGCCUCACACUGCCCGGAGCCUUCUGUUGUCGGAGACGCCAAGCAAGCUGUUGUCGGAGACGCCAAGCAAGCUGUUGAGCGAGGUGAUGCGGCCGGCCGGCCUAGCGUGGCUACACCGCUCAGGCGGUCACCGCGUCAGCCAAAGACGAAGCGUGCCCCGCUCGGAUGA